Penicillium longicatenatum is the source of this 798-nucleotide messenger RNA. RefSeq lists its product as uncharacterized. The transcript has 2 exons. The record is from RefSeq and is a predicted model, not a curated record. Lineage: Eukaryota; Fungi; Ascomycota; Eurotiomycetes; Eurotiales; Aspergillaceae. Bases 1 to 798 code for a protein of 265 amino acids.
AUGUCCGCCACCGGUGCCAUGCUGGGCUCAAAGAGCAGCUUCUCUACCCGUAUCUCCCUCCGCUGGGUUCCUGAGGUCCCGGAGGAGACCACAGACACAAUCGUCCUCUCAGUUGGAGAAUACUUCGUCGAUCUGCGCAUGGAUAAAGCGUCAGGCGCCAUUGACUGGGCUAUGGCCGGAACCAGAAUUGAGGAGAAUCCCAAUGAGAUCCCACUGAAAGUACUGUUUACACGCGAACUGGAUUCAUUCAACGAAAUCGGAAUUGUGGACGUGGGUAACUUCAGUCCCCUCCCCAACGGCGAUGAACUUGAAUGUGGUGAGAUGCCUCGGACCGAUCUCCCCGGUUCCCCGAUGACCGGCUUCGAGGAAGUCUGGCGUGAAUUGGCUUUCCGGGAAGGUCCCGAGGGUGCCAAGAAGGGACUUUCGUGGAUUCUGGAGUCCGAUAAUCGGGAUCUGGACUUUGGGGAGAGAAAUGAGGUUACCGUUACUAAGAUGUUCAUGGGUCGAAUUUGGGGAACUUAUUUGGCUUUCUGUCAGGUCCAGACUCAUACUCGGGAGAAGAGUGUGAGUGGGGAGUGGACUGUUAAGAGAACCGGGGCUGAGGUUAGUGCACGGAGGGAGGAGUGGAGUUCUGGGUCUUGGGAGGAAAAGUAUCUUGUGGGGCCUGAUGGGGGCGCUGUCCCUUCGAUGAAGAGUGGAUUUGCUGGGGAAGGGGAGGGUUCCUGGAGAGUUCCUGGUGAGACUGUUACCAUUGACGGCAACGCGUUCAUUGUUCGGGCUUUUGAGGAGAUUCAAUAA